Molecule: messenger RNA, 1187 nt
Organism: Radiomyces spectabilis
Lineage: Eukaryota; Fungi; Mucoromycota; Mucoromycetes; Mucorales; Radiomycetaceae
Exons: 5
Coding region: 40-1083 (347 amino acids)
Cellular component (GO): cytoplasm; cytosol; eukaryotic 43S preinitiation complex
Molecular function (GO): metallopeptidase activity; protein binding; translation initiation factor activity
Source: RefSeq, a predicted model, not a curated record
GAUUUUUUCUUUUCCCUUUCCGUCUCCAAACGACAAGUCAUGGCCGUUCAUCUUCCUUCUAGUGAACCCCUUAAAGCCGUCCAGCUUGAUGGAUUGGUGGUCCUUAAAAUCAUUAAACAUUGCCGUGAAUCGUAUCCCAGCGAUGUGACAGGCCAAUUGCUUGGUCUGGACGAGCAAGGUGUUCUUGAAGUGACCAAUUGCUUCCCUUUCCCUUCGGAAGAUGACGAUGACGCUAACGCACAAUACCAGUUGGACAUGAUGCGUUGCCUUCGUGCGGUCAAUGUCGACAAUAACACUGUGGGCUGGUACCGGUCGACCCACUUGGGUAACUUUGUUGAUCUCAGCUUGAUCGAUACUCAGUACAAUUACCAACGCACAUUGAGCGCUCAAUCGGUGGUGAUCAUUCACGACGUCUCUAAGAGUGCCGCUCAGGGUAACCUGAACUUGAGAGCUUUCCGCUUGCAAGAAGCUUUCAUGAAGGUGUACGAAACCAAGAAGUUUACAACCGAAAGUCUCGCUCAGGCCAAGUUGUCGUUCUCCAACAUUUUCGAGGAAUUACCUGUCCAGGUGCACAACUCUCACUUGGUGACCUUGAUGCUUCACAAUAUCGAAAUGCCCCGAUUGGAGGCUGAUCGUCUUCGCUCACUCUCCACCUUUGCUUCGAUGCAAAAGACACAGUUCGAAUUGGAAGACGCAAAACCACUUUCGCCCAACUUUGACGUGUUGGAUUUGGAAUUAGAUCCUUUCAUGCAAAAGAAUCUGGAAUACCUUUUGGAGUGUUCUGACGUUCAGCAACAGGAACAGAAUAACUAUCAAUAUUGGCAACGAAGCGUGGCCCGUGAACAAGCCAAGAUGCAAGCAUGGCUCACCAAGAGACGACAAGAGAACGCGCAACGUGCCACUCAAGGAAAGCCUCCGUUGCCUCUUAACGAAGUCAAUACUUUGUUCAAGCUCCCUGCUGAACCUAGCCGUUUGGACUCCAUGAUCCUCAGUGCACAGAUGCACAACUUCACGAAACAACUCAACCAAUUCGCAGGACCGAGUCUUGCAAGAUUGUAUAGUAUUCAAGAGCUCCAGAAGUAAAUAACCAUAUCUCUUUGUCUCCUCGCAUCAGUCCAAAGAAAAAACACAUCGAAAAAAAAGAAAGAAGAUGGAAAAUCAAUUCUUCUAUCAUUUACGUACAUUAC